AUGUCCGUCGCAAAGAAGGUCGUCCCGUACGUUCGCCUGGGCAAGUCUGGCCUGAAGGUAUCCAAAAUCAUCCUCGGAUGCAUGUCGUACGGCACAAGGGCAGCAUCCCGUGGGUUAUUGACGACCAGGAAGAGAUAUGAUCACGGAAUCCAGACAUUCGAUACGGCCAAUGGACGUCCUGACGAGAUCAUGCUCGGCAAGGCGAUCAAGACGCUGCAACUGCCCCGCGAGGAGCUCGUUAUCCUGACAAAGAUCGGCUUGUACCACAUCUUCGACUCCGUGAAGAAGAGUUUUGAGCGCCUGCAAGUCGAGUACAUCGAUGUCCUCCAGUGCCAUCGGUUCGACUAUGGUACCCCGAUUGAGGAGACAAUGCAAGCCCUGCACGACGUCGUGCAAGCGGGAUACAACAAGCUCACGCCGUUCAUCUCGAUGCAGAACCAUCACAGCCUGGUCUACCGCGAGGAGGAGCGCGACAUGUUCCCCACCCUCAAGUUGUUCGGCGUAGGCGCGAUCCCAUGGACGCCUCUCGGCCAUGGCGUCCUCACCCGCCCGGUAUCUGCGCAGACGAAUCGCGGGGAGACCGAUGGCUGGGCGGGUGCUAUGAAGAAUUUUGAGAGCACGUCUGACGUCGUCACCCGGGUCGGGGAGAUCUCGAAGAAGAGGGGCGUGAGCAUGGCGCAGGUCGCGCUCGCGUGGAGCAUGUCCAAGGAGGCUGUCACCGCGCCGAUUGUAGGCACGACGAGCCUCAAGAACCUGGAGGACAUCAUUGGCGCGGUCAACGUCGAGCUGACCCCGGAGGAGAUCAAGUCCCUCGAGGAGCCGUACAGGCCGCUCGAGGUCUUUGGGUUCGCUUGA
Molecule: messenger RNA, 855 nt
Organism: Fomitopsis serialis
Lineage: Eukaryota; Fungi; Basidiomycota; Agaricomycetes; Polyporales; Fomitopsidaceae
Product: NADP-dependent oxidoreductase domain-containing protein
Exons: 13
Coding region: 1-855 (284 amino acids)
Source: RefSeq, a predicted model, not a curated record